AUGCUACAGUUUUUAAUUUACCACCUUAAUGGACCACAUGGCAUGGACAAAUUAAGAGAAACACAAGUGACAGAAGUCAAUCUGGCCCUUGGCUUGAACUUGCAGCACACCUUGGAUGAACUUGCCCCCAUCCUGGUUCUUCCUUUUAGUUUCUCAGACACCUUAGAUCUGACUUUCAUGUCAGACUGUGUUCAGUACACCAGCUUCUUCCUGACCAAAGACCAGAGUCACCUCCAGAUGAAUGAAAUUUCCUGGAAAGAUGUUGCCAAUGUCUUGUCGCUGGCCAACUUGAUCAUGGGGCUCUUCUCCAUCUUCUGCAGCCUCAGCAAGAAAUCCAGCUGUGCUUCCUGGAUGCUUCUGAUCGGCUUCCUAAUGGACAUGGCAGUCAGGACAAUCACUAGACAUCUCAAUAUAUGCUCCAAAUCAGGAGCUGAGCUGAAUGACUUUGCUGUCUUCACCACCUUUGGCCUGGCCUCGGCCCUGCUCCUAGGCGUGGAUGGGCCUCUGAAUGGGCUCCUGGCCAUCAUCUAUGUGUUAGCUGCUUCUUUCCGCCUGUGUUUUUAUUCAGCUAGCGGCCUUUCCUUCACAUACAAGGGUCUACCCUGCCCCUAUGCUUCCUGUGUUCUGGCCUCCACCGCCCUUCUGACCAAAGGCAACACGUUCAUUCUCUCCUGCAUGGCCUCACUUAUGAUUCUAUUCAUGAUGGACCAGAGCUACUACCCACAUGAUGAAAUCCUGGAAUCUGAGAAUUGGAAAAAAAUCGUUUAUCUUGGAGGUGUCAUCAUACUGUUUUUUUCUCCAUUCUCAAUAAUUGCUUUUUAUUGCCUGAUGUGGUCUCUCUCCUACAUCUUCUUUCCAGAUGUUCUGUGGGGCAAGACAGAGUGUCUUAGGCAAGAAGCGCAUCUAAGAAACUAAACAGCUCUUCCCACUC
Molecule: messenger RNA, 931 nt
Organism: Myotis davidii
Lineage: Eukaryota; Metazoa; Chordata; Mammalia; Chiroptera; Vespertilionidae
Gene: TMEM269
Exons: 6
Coding region: 1-915 (304 amino acids)
Source: RefSeq, a predicted model, not a curated record